This is a messenger RNA of Colletotrichum gloeosporioides, 4791 nucleotides long. Its product is annotated as Laccase-1. Bases 1 to 4791 code for a protein of 1596 amino acids. Lineage: Eukaryota; Fungi; Ascomycota; Sordariomycetes; Glomerellales; Glomerellaceae. The record is from RefSeq and is a predicted model, not a curated record. The transcript is spliced from 15 exons. Gene Ontology annotation, molecular function: copper ion binding; oxidoreductase activity.
AUGGAGUUCCCUAUGAAGUUUGAUCAAAUCAAUGGCGUAGUUGUUAGUGGCGAGAGUCAGGCGCAGAGCUAUCGUAGGGACCGAGCUUCGAUCGUGGCCCCAGCUUCACGACCAGCUCGUUGGUCCCUUCUUGGGUCGAUUAUCGCCCUAUUUGUACUGAUUUGGUGGAACGUUUGGCCUGUCAGUCACCGCAACGAACUCUUCUCGGAUGUGGGCGUAGGCCCUCAUGUCAAGCCCGCAGAGCAAGUAAUUAGACGAUACAAUCUUACAGUUGGGGCUCGAUGGCUGAAUCUAGAUGGUGGCUUUUGGAGAGGUUUCUAUGUUUGCAAUGGAGAGACCCCAUGCCCAACCCUCUAUGCCGAGGAAGGGGAUAUUGUUGAGUUGAACGUCCACAAUGAUCUGUUUGCUCAGGUGUCUAUCCAUUGGUCGGGAAUGAAUCAUCGAAAAUUCGGGUUUUGGAACGACGGAACUGGAGGCCUGAACCAAUAUGGACUCUUGCAACGAGGGAACUUCACCUCCCGUUAUGAUACCACAGGACAUUGGGGACUGAACUGGUAUGCCGACCAUACUGGUCUGGGGAUCAUGGACGGGGCCCAUGGACUGACUUACGUCGCGCCGGCACCCGACCGCCCUCGUCCUUAUCGCGAAAUAACUUCGUCGCCCACAGACUUAUCCCUCAUUCACGAGGCAGAACGGAAUGCAAAACACAUGCUGAUUUAUAACUACUAUCGACGAGAUGCCGGAUGGCGGGUUAUGGAGUUGAAAGGCGAAGGGACAAACUUGAAUUGCUACGAUUCUAUCCUCGUUAACUCCAAAGGUCGACGACACUGCCGUCAUCCCGACUUCACUGAACUGGACGGAAACCUGUUAGAUGAGUCAGGUUGCAGAAUUGAAAACGGAAACGAUGGAGUUCGCUGCACUCCUACCAAGGCUGACUACGAGGUGAAGUUACUUCCACUUCAGAUGCGCAUGCAAUAUCUUUAUUUUUACUCACUGCUAUCUCAGGUAAUUGAAACCCACGGUAGACCUUGGAUCAUGCUCAACAUCCUGAACAUCGGAUUCGAGCAUGCUAUCCACUUCAGCAUUGACGACCAUAAGAUGUGGAUUGUUGCAAAUGACGGCGGAUUCAUCAAGCCAAAGCUUGUUGACGUUCUCUACAUCACAAAUGGGGCCCGCUACACUGUCUUGGUGAAGCUGGAUCAGCCAGGAGACGACUACACAAUGCGACUGGUAUCGACCAGCAAAUAUCAAAACCUCCAUGGCUAUUCGAUUCUUAGAUAUCCCGCGUUGCGCUACCCAGCCCAUGGCGCGCCGAUGGAAGUUCAGAAUCCACCAAGUGGCUCGCCGCCAUGUGUAAGACCCGAUGGCGCAGUCGCACCCUCAUGCAAAAUGGCGUCGACAGCGUCUAUGGCGCCCUACACGCUCAUUGCACCCCCAAAGGCCAACAGAACUCUUCACUUCAAGAUUGAUCAGCAGCCUUCGCGGUACGAGAGGCACGUCACCGAAUUCUUCCUGAACCAGAAGCCGUGGCAACUGUACCACUCACAGAUGGGACCGCUGCUCUUUGUUGACAACGUCUCGGCCGUGGAGGCCCCCGUGGUCGGUGGUUUGCCGUGGGGAACCACAGUCGACGUGAUCGUCCAGAACACAGUCGACGAGAUGAUGCCACUCUACAAGCAUGGCGACCCCAUGUUCCUUGUCGGUUCCCAGCCCAACGCAACCUGGAAAUGGGACACCGUGGAAGAUGCGCUCGCAGCCGGAGUAAAGCACCUCAAUGUCCGAGAUCCCCCUUUGCAGCUGGUUCAUGACGUGCCACCCCUGGGUUGGGCAGUACUCCGGUGGCAGAUUCGGGUCCGUGGGGCCACCAUGCUACACUCCAACAAGUUCAAAUACUACGCGAUGGGCAUGUCAGUACCCCUGCUUGAGGGCAUGGAUUCAAGCAUGCGGGAUGAGGUGCCAGAACAUGUGAAGCACAUGCCGCAUGUUGAAUUCGCGCCGAAGAACGACGGAAAGGUCGAGGCGAAGAAUGGCAUCGUCUAUGCCUAUCGACGGCUUGGCCCCGCCGAGGGUAUCCCUCUCGUGUUGCACAUGCAUGUGAGAGCCUCCAUGGGUUACUGGGAUCCCGUGUUCAUACGCCCACUUGCGAUGAAGCGCCCGGUCAUCAUGUUCGACCCGCCGGCAGUUGGACAGACCACUGGCGACACCCAACGCACCCCAAUCGACAUAAAUAUCAUGGGAGACGAUCUAAACGCAUUCCUUGAUGCCUUGACUCUCGAUUACAUUGACUUGCUUGGCUUCUCCAUCGGAAGCAUGGCCUGCCAAAUGGCAACGCUAUCAAAGCCAGAUAGAGUGAGGCGCCUGAUCCUAGUCGGCGCUGAUCCCUCCGGGCCAACCCCAGGGGACCACUUUUGGCCCCGGACCGACCCGAACCUGGAUCGUUUCCUGUCCUUGCAGCGCAGUGCCUCUGAGGCGGACUGGCAGGCCGCUUACACUCUCACUUUCUUUCGCAAUGAUGACCAGGGCACAGCGGCCGCCGACUCUUACUUCAAACGCUUGCGACAGAGUGAGUUCAACGAAAAUGCUGCCGAUGGAGCACUACCAACCUUCAACGACGUGGAAAGCUUCAUGAUACAGUUGGCGUGUAUCAAGAACUGGUGCGCGCCGGGUGACAAGAACAAACAUUCGUACUACAGACUUCAUGAGCUUACAAUGCCCGUGCUCGUGAUGACGGGCGAUGAUGACUACCUGGUCCCUACACCUCGGAGCUAUGAGCUUCUGGAUGGGAUACCCAACUGCAUGCUAGUCAUUUGGCCUCGUGCCGGACACGCGUCCAUCUGGCAGUAUGCUGAGAAUAACGCAGCCAGGGUCAAUGAGUUCUUGGACAGCAACCCUGACAAUUACGUGGAACCACGCUUAGUCGUGGGUUUCUUUCUUUCUGCGCUUGCAGUAGUUGUGAGUAAAGAAGUCCGGAAAUAUAAUCUCACAUUAACGUAUGCUUGGGAUAAACAAGAUGGUCAUGGCCGUCCGACCUAUCUCAUCAACGGAGACACUCCUGGGCCUGUACUCACCGUUGAAGAAGGAGAAACCCUUGAAGCAUUUGUGGACAAUCAACUACCAAUUGAAACCACUAUUCACUGGUAUACUCCUGUGCAGUCUAUUUUCCGUGAAAUUAGACAAUAUCUAAGGUCACACAGGCACGGUAUUUAUCAAAUUCACGAGCCCUGGAACGAUGGCGUACCAGGCGUUACCCAGGUAAGCAUUCCCGUAAACAUCACCUGCGUCAGCCACCGGUCAUCUAACAAUAUGGAGUGGGCCACCGAGCCCAGAGACAACUAUACUUAUCGAUUCACACCUGAAGGACAGUAUGGAAGCUACUUCUAUCAUGGGCACUUUGGCCCCGCCUUCUCUGAUGGCCAAAGGGGUCCGAUCUGGAUUGUGCCAGCUGCCUGGCGUCCUCGACCGUACCAUCUCAUAUCUGACAAUGAGCACGAUAUCCGGGCCAUGCGAGUAGCGGAGAGAAAUCCACGACACGUCAUUAUUGCCGACUGGAAUGAUCAGCCAAUGGACAUGUAUCUCAUCCGCUUCCGUGACACCGGAUAUAUCCCAAUAUGUGCCAACAGUCUGACUCUCAACGGGAGGGGUGGCACGCGAUGCGAGUCUGCUCGUGAUCUCGAAGAUGCUGGUGGACCUGGACGCAAUGAGAGGGGUUGUCGCUACCUAAUCCCUGGCCAUGAAUACACCAACCCCGAAUUCUGCACCGAGACACACCCGGAACUGGAAGUCAUCCAAGCUGAUCCAGAGGAAGAAUGGAUCUGGAUCAAUUUCAUCCACUCUGGAGCCCAUCAUUCCCUUGCUAUCAGUAUCGAUGAGCACGAAUUCUGGGUUGUAGGGGCUGAUGGAGAAUUUGUACAUCCGCAACGGGUGGUAAGGACUCAUGUCAAUCUCGGUGAAAGAACGAGCAUUCUAGUCAGAUUGGACAAGUCUGCUGGAGACUAUGCGUUGAGACUGCAUUCUCUGCGGUCUGAGCAGAUGAUUCAAGGAGCCGGUAUCUUGCGAUAUGCAGCAGCAAAGGAUCUAUCUAAGAGCUCCAAUCGAACAGUUCCCAGCACUAAACCAUGGCUACAUCUAAACGGUAGUCUUGUGGAUCCUGCCAACAAGGUCAUGGAAGAAACCAAGUUAUCACCAUUCCCGCCUCGACCGCCCCCUCAGAAAGCGGAUUUCACGCUCAAAUUCACAGUCAACAACGCGGGGCCAUCAACAUGGGUCCUCAAUGCGGCACCGCAUGAGUUCUUCCGUCAGAAUGUCCCUCCCAUUUUAUGGAACGAAAAGUCCCGCGGCAAGACGUCGUGGGGAAAUCCACAUGGGUUUCUCAAAAACGGAUCCGUCGUCGAUUUGAUCAUUGAGAAUGGAGCCAAAGUCGACGCCAGCCACCCUUUCCACAAGCACAACCACAAAGUCUUCAUCGUCGGACAGGGGCAAGGCGGUUUUCCUUGGAAAGAUGUCGACGACGCCAUCAAGCACGGGGGCGGGAAAUACUUCAACUUGGAUAAUCCACCUUACCGAGACGGGUUUACUUUGCAAGCGGGGGAAGGAAAGUUCGUCGUGGUCCGCUACAAGAUUUACUUUCCUGCUGUCAGCAUGCUGCAUUGUCACAUGAUCCAUCAUUUCGCGAGCGGGCAACAGGUCAUUCUGUUGGAGGGAAUGGAGGUCAUGCCUCCAGUGCCAGAGGAAUUGAAGAACAAGCCUCAUGUGGAGUUUCAGAUGCCUCCGCGGUACGGGCCGCUGGACUGA